AUGCGUCAGGACGUCAUGUGUGUUGACGACGAAAUGCUGCUUCACUGUUUCGAGCACAAUUGCGCAUAUGGCAUGUGGCAGACAAAGCGAUUUUUCCCGGACGAAGAUCUAUGGCCAGAAUCCGAGAUGAUGCCCCCACGCGGACAGAUGGGCGCUGACUGCAACUGGAUCCUCGCGCAGUUCUCCAGCAUGGUGCGAUAUUUGCCAGCAUAA
Gongylonema pulchrum is the source of this 213-nucleotide messenger RNA. The record is from the annotation of a GenBank genome assembly. Lineage: Eukaryota; Metazoa; Nematoda; Chromadorea; Rhabditida; Gongylonematidae.